CGAUUAGCAUUAGUUUCUUCAGAUUAGUCAAGCAAGAUAAUAAUUUCUGGAAUUUUCAAAAUUGGAAAAAUGAAGAUAAGUACAAUUUGGGCAAGCCUGGCUCUGCUGGCGGCGUUCAUAUUCGGAGUUUUUCAAGUGUCCAUCGCUCACUUAAACCCGGCCUGCAGUAAGAUACCGAUGACACCAGGAUGCACUCAUAAAGCGAGUCAAGUAACCCCUUCCGUCCCAUUGUGCCCGCUCCCCUUCAACGAAUGGUCCAUAGCUGCCCGCGCCGUGCCGGGCAACUCUCCCCGCCCCGGCGGCUCCAUCCCGCCCUGGUUCAAUCGGGCUCUUGCCCUUCGCGGGCAACAGGUCGCUUCGGAAUUCCGAGUGCCCUGGUACAUCUCCAUGUUUUUCGGCAUCCUCGUCGAACUCAACAUGCCCGACGUUCGGAACCCCCUCAUGUUCAACAAGAAGCAGACGACCGGCGCGGACAACGCGAAGCGCGACAUGGCCACCCUCAUGCAGGGCGUCGUCUGGACGCGAGACUACUUUCAUUCCAUGCCAAUCGAGGGAAACUCCUCCUUCAUCGAUUCCAUCCAGAACGUCCACGCGAUCCACACCGACGUCGCGCGGCGCGCGAACGCUAAAUUCGCGAAGGAAGGCUGCAUCGUGCCCCGACACGAGUACGCCAACCAAACGACGAAUGACGUUAUGUGGGACGCGUUCGAAUCUGAUUUGAAGAAUUCAAACAUCCCGGCGUCGCAACGUGUCCCGUCCCCCACGAACUGGCCGACCUGCCCGACCCCGACGGACUGCGGGGCGUGUAAAGCUUGCAAAAAAUGUGAACCUUGUAAAGGAGGCGGGGGGAAAUGUAAGACGAAAUGUACGGAAUGCGCGGGAUGUAAGGCGUGCAAGCAGAAGGCCGCGGCGGGUUGUGAGGAUCAGGUCAAGUCGUAUAAUUGCGGGGCGUGCAUGUGUGACGCGAAAAAGGGAAAUUGCGGGGAAUGUAAGAGUUGUACUAGCGCCCAGAAAUGUUUGAAUUUCGUCCCGCCAAUGUUCAAUCAGCAAUCGAUGCUGUUUGUGGUGUAUCUUUUUACGGCGUAUCCGGUUCUGUUUGGGAAGGAUUUGGCGAUUAGUGCGUGUGAGGCGGAUUUGUGGGCGUUUAAUCAUCUAUUUGCUGCGGUUGGCUACGGCCUGGGGAUCGAUGACAAGUACAACGCUUUACUUCAACCCGACAUCAAAUCGGCUAGGAUUUACUAUAAAAAGAUGCAUGAGGAGAUCGUCAUUCCGAGCUUGUUCCAAUUCAACAAACAGUCGAGACUCAUGAUGGAUAAUGUUUUCAAGGGUCUGUCCUCCCUAACACGAGAUCUUUUAUCGCCCACCUUUUUGCUGCAUCGUUUCGUCCACAACUUUUUGAACCAGCCCGCGCCUCGGCUGAAAGCGCUGAUGACCAAGAAAGAGCGGGAUCUUGACAGCACGUUGGAUUCCUACUUGCCCCAAUUCAUGAACAGCGCGAACUAUCGGAGCGUGGCAAACGGGGCGCUGCACGGCUUUCUGGCCACCACGACGAACACCUUGUUUAAAGGAAAUUGUAAAGAUGACAAGAUAUCUUCAAAGAAAUGUUUCGUCUAAUGUGGAUACAUUACAAUGAAUAAGGAGAAAAUUGAAAUGCUUGCUAAUUUUUGCAAAAUACGUAUACAAUUUCGAAAUUAAAUUUCCAAGUGAAGGUGUAAAUUUUAAU
Folsomia candida is the source of this 1723-nucleotide messenger RNA. RefSeq lists its product as uncharacterized. The record is from RefSeq and is a predicted model, not a curated record. NCBI's taxonomy places the organism in Eukaryota, Metazoa, Arthropoda, Collembola, Entomobryomorpha, Isotomidae. The coding region runs from base 70 to 1614 and encodes 514 amino acids. The transcript has 5 exons.